AGUCGCGAAUUUAUAUAGAUUAGUUCUAGGCCGGGCACGACACUCCACGGACAUGACACGGAUGGGACUUGGACUUUUGCUGACGGCCGUCAUGGCGCUCUCCGCUGCAGCCCAUCCCAAGCUGGAGAGAUCGCUGUCAGAGGGGCAGGACUGCCCCAGUCGCGCCGGAUAUCCCGCGAGCCGCUGCCAGACCAUCAAGAACUGUCCCAAUGUCGUGCAGUAUAUUGUUUCCACCAACAUGACGCUGAACGAUGUGGUGCAGUGCGGAUUAACUGUCUUCGUGGAGCUCAUCUGCUGCCCCAAGGAACCCCCGGAGCCCAGCCUCCAAGCAGUGUCCUCGACGACGCAAUCGAGGUUGCCCGCUGGUGGUCAGAGAGUACCCCAGCCCGAGCGCGUGCGUGAGCCCUAUGGCCAUGUGACCGCCCUGCAGUACUUGGCCCCACAGACAUUGGACUCGUACAUCUUCCGCUGCACGGGCUUCCUUCUCAAGGAGAACUUUGUCCUCACCUCAGCCGCAUGCGCUGGCUCCUUAAUGGAGGAGCCCAACCACGUGCGGCUGGGCCCAGAAGAGCCCUUCGGGGACAGCAGGGAGAUCAAUAACAUCACGUACCACGGCAACGACCUCGUGCUGCUCCGCACGAGCCAAGGCUACGGCAGGGAAUUCAUUGCCGAGAUCUGCAGGCAGGAGGACCUCGACAACCGACGCAAGCUGGUCGCCGUGGGUUUCUCCCAGAAGAACGGGGAGAACUGCCAGUGGUUCGAGCAGGAAGUGAACAUCGCCCCGUUCGCCCGCUGCGAUCGUGUGAGCAUCAACCGUCUCGUCACCGGCAUCGACCCCGUGAAUCACUUCUGCGUGGCUCCCGCCGGGGCCAGUCCUCCUCCUCCGCCCGGAAGCUGCGUGCCGUGCCUGCGCGGCAGUGCCAGCGGACUUCACGUGAUCCGUGGCGAUGGCACCGUCUGCCUGGCUGGCGUCGCCACGCCCACCAGCAAGGCCUGCGCUGCCGGCACGAAACAUCUGUACUAUACCAGCCUGCUCGGCCCGAGAAACAGCAGAUUCCUCAACGACAUGCUGCAGGUGCCAGCGGCAGCAGGAUUUAGACAGCAACGAUCCCCUACAUAUUGAUGGAAUAAAUAUUGUUUGGAGCAUCAC
Drosophila obscura is the source of this 1150-nucleotide messenger RNA. RefSeq lists its product as uncharacterized. The record is from RefSeq and is a predicted model, not a curated record. Gene Ontology annotation, molecular function: serine-type endopeptidase activity. Gene Ontology annotation, biological process: proteolysis. NCBI's taxonomy places the organism in Eukaryota, Metazoa, Arthropoda, Insecta, Diptera, Drosophilidae. The transcript is spliced from 5 exons. The coding region runs from base 53 to 1123 and encodes 356 amino acids.